This is a messenger RNA of Magallana angulata, 2934 nucleotides long. RefSeq names its product neural cell adhesion molecule 2-like. The transcript has 20 exons. NCBI's taxonomy places the organism in Eukaryota, Metazoa, Mollusca, Bivalvia, Ostreida, Ostreidae. The coding region runs from base 66 to 2327 and encodes 753 amino acids. The record is from RefSeq and is a predicted model, not a curated record. Gene Ontology annotation, cellular component: neuron projection.
UGUGAACUUCUUAAUUUAAUGAAAAUCAGAUACGCUGCAUAUCUGCUCAGAUAAGGACUACAGAUAUGAUUGUUUUGUUGGUAAUUCUGCUGUUUAUCCACUGCAGAGCAACCACACAAUCGACAAUCUUUAUUGAACCAGCCCCAAUUGCAAAUGCCACUUAUGGAAAACCUCUGAAUUUCAAAUGCACAUGUCCAGACCCCUGGCAAAGUGCCUCGCUAAAGAUUCCCGGUGAAAAUGGAUUCAAAUUUGCGAUAUUCAAAGAUUUCUAUUGCCAAGUUCCAAUAGACAAAGAAAGGUUAUAUAGCGUGGCUUGUUCUGGAGACACGAUAACAUUUGGAAUUCUCCAUCCGGUGGACAACGUAACAUGGCAAUGUAUAUUUGCAAACAAUUCCGUUAAUAUUGGCAACAACGUUACCAAGGUUAAUAUCAAUCCAGAGAAGCCCAACAUUACAAUGCAACAAUGGACAUAUGUCAUACAAGAGGGCGAAGAUGUUUCCAUUCCUUGCAAUUUUAUUGGUAACCCUAUAUCAAAUGUAACAUGGGAACAUAACAAUAGCACAAUAAAGUUGUCGGACUUGCGUCAACCUUUGACCUUGAGUUUAAAAAAUGUAUCAAGGUCAGCGGCAGGAGAUUACACAUGUAAAGUGACUGUAAACUAUAAAGGAACAUUCUUCGCCUCAGAAACAGUCAGCUUAGUUGUGGAAUAUCCACCAACACUUAAACCCAGUAAUAAGACCACCGUACGCGAAGGAACGAGUGACGUCAGGCUUUUCUGUGAUGUUGUCACAGAUGGAAAUCCAGCAAAAUACAGCAACCUAAUAUGGCAACAUUGGAUCGGCAACACGUUUAUUAGGAAACUUGAUCCUGACAACCUUCCAAAUGACUCUCCUAUCAACACAUUCUCACUCACGAUGCAAUCAAUUUCAUUUAAUGAUAUCGGAACAUAUGUUUGUUUGACGACGAGCAGUGGCGUGGGUGGAAACAUAACACAGUCUGCGAGCACAGAACUGGUAGUUGAAGCCAUUCCAAGGAUUCCUCUAACGACAAAUAUAUUUUAUGGACAAGUGGAGAAAUCAUUCGAAGUUCGAUUAGAAUGCGUUGGUAACCCUCCGGUUUCUUCAUUAAAAGUGAAUACAAAACUGGAAUCGAGUCCUCCGCCGUUUUACAACAAAACAGAAAUAGAGAAACCUAUAAGGUUCUCAAUUUAUGAUACAGAAGUUGUCAUGAAUGGAAGUAUUCUUGAGUUGAAAUUCGGAAUUUUAAAAAGCAAAUUCAAUUCAACUUUUGUGCUGUCUGCUGAAAAUCCCGUCGGGAUCAAAGAAUAUGUAUUUUUGGUUGAAGCAUAUUAUUUCCCAAUCGAACCCUUCCAUAUCCAUAUUAAAGAGUUUAAAACCUAUGUCUCGUUGGAGUGGAAAGGAACUAUCCCAGAUCUAGAUAUGAAGUAUGAGAUUGUAGAGAAAAACAUUUCUGGACACGAUCAAGUAGUUUACAGAUUGCCGGGAUCGAACUUACCAUCUUAUACUUAUUCAAUUACAAAUUUUGCUACAAAGAACACUGACAGUAUCAUCCAAAUAUGUGCAACAAAUGUCUUAGGAAAAAACUGCAGUUCUACAUUCAAAGUCAAACACAUCGAUCCAGAUUCCAAAUCAAUAGUUGAGAAAUACUGGAUUACCAUCGUUGUCGUGUGUACUUUUGGUCUCCUUAACCUCCUUCUUUGCACCUUGUGUAUCAUAAAACGAAGACGUAGAAGAAUAAAGAGAAGUUCGAGACUUCUCUCUUUGGAAAGACACCAGAAUUCUUUGGAAAGAAACAAUUAUGCUCAUUAUGGCAUACCUAAAGACUCAAAAGACAUGAAGAAAAUUUAUGACGGCAUCAAUCCUACAUUUGAUACCUAUCUAACACCAGAUUUGAUGACGUCACAAAAAUCUGGCCAUGCAAACCAUCGACUUAACGCUGAUGGAAAUGAAUAUGCAAGCGUUGAUGAUCCUGCAAUUUUGAAAAUGAACUCCGAACGGGACCACUAUUUUGAUUUUAUUUUAGACAAUGGGGUAUAUCCUGUAGAUGGCGAUACCAAGGGGAAAAACGGAGUGCCAAAACUUCCUUAUCGACCAAACACAAAAGAGAGCGACUAUCUAACGGCUGGAGAUCAAAUGGAAGAGAAAGGCUGGGACAAUGAUGCAGUUCUAAACUCUGAUACGUCCCCAAGCUUACUUCUGGAGAUUCCGCGACAAACAGAGGAGAGUGAUAUUACGCAGUAUCUAACCUGCUCGGCGGGAUACGAAAGGGAGAAACAAAGAAAUGUGGACUGGUGGACACAGGCAUAGUUACACUGAUUGACUAAUAUGUUGAAAACCCCACCUCCUAUAAAAUACUUGUUUUGUAUUGUCAGAUAACCAAUUGUGACAUAAAAAAAUCACUCUUGACAUUGUCAAUUCGUAUGGGAUAGUGAUGGAAACAUAAAACAUUAGUUGAUAUAUUACGUCGAAAGUGUUUCCGUUUUUCAAUAAUACUAGUAUGUAACAACGCUUUAAUUACAUAUUUGAAAUACGUACCUGUAAAUAUUGUAUAUAUUAGUCCUAACGAUGUUACUAAAUUAUUUAGAUACUGUAUAUACGGUUUUGAAUUCGCGUUGUUAUGUUUGCUAAAUACAUGUACCUUGAAUAUUUAUUUUGAAUAACUCAAGUCGUAAUCCCAAAUUGUAGAGUACUUCAAAAAGUUGUAUAAGUCAAAGCAAUAACAUUUAUUACAUUGCACAAUGUAGCUGAUGCCAUAUAUUUUUUUUAAGAUCAUGGUUAAUUUUAUCUUCUCACUGUUGCAGAUCUAUCUAAUGUAUAUAAACUAGAUAUCAAUAUAUGGCUUGAUGUGUAUUUAAUUAACUUAAACAUUGAUUUUUUUUUCUUUUGCUGAAAUUGAUAAAGUUUUUGAACUGGG